AAGUAUAGGAUGAUAUGGCAGGAGGAAGCACUGAUCCGGAUAUAUCCAAGUUGGUUCUCCUAGCUAGCGGCUCAUUCGACCCUAUUACCAACUAUCACAUCAGAGUCUUCGAGCUGGUGAAGCACUACUUCUCGUUAAAAGGAUGUGUGGAUGGCAGGGCUAUAAUCUCACUUACUCCUAAAACUACUAACACAAACCAGGAUUCCUCUGAGACCCAGGAUCGGAUAAAGAUGUGCGAACUCGCAACCUCCAACAUUCCUAACCUAGUUAUCGACGAAUGGGAGUACAAUCAGCGAUGUUACACGGUUCUUCCUAAAGUUAUUAAUAAACUGGCGGACAAGUAUUGCUCCACAGAGUUUCCUUUUUCAGGUGAUACUAUUGCAGUGAUGUUGACUGAAGAGCAGGUUUCUCAAAUAACGCAGUGGCCUCAGAGUGAGGUGGACGAACUGAUUACCAACAAGAAUGUUGUAUGUGUGACACCAAACCCUCAUCGUGUUAUCAACAUUGUCCAGUUCUGUGCUAAAUUCUCAGCAUAUGAGGACAAUAUACACCUGAUAAUAGACCACGCAAACACGAGCAAACCAAACGUGCGGCAAGCUGUGGCCAACGAGCAGCCCAUUGAGGAACUUGUCGCUCCACAAGUCUGUAAAUACAUUACAGAACAGUAUCUGUACAAAGAGUACGAGAAAGAAAUAGAGUGUUCCCACCUUGCACUUCAGAUGUCCCCGAAGAGUCGAAUCUUACUCCCCAGAAUCAGAAACACAGCUAAUUCCUCGAAUCAUGGACAUAAACAGAAAAAAGAAAUGGCACCAAAGAUGGGCGAAUUCCUGAAGAUUCAACGCAUGACUAAAACUAUUCCAAGAUUUUGACAGUGUUCGACUGGAGGGCUAGAAAUAUAGAGACAGCUUACAGUGAAAUGUUGCAGAAAAGACGUGACUUCUGGCCCUCUUUUCACAACUGAAGACAAAGUGCUGAUUAUCCUCUUCACCCUCAAGUUCAAAGAUCUCAUUUCAGAAGAACUGAUUUAUCCUCAGAAAAUUAUCACAUGAUUGGUCGCUUUUACAUGCGCAUGAUAUAAUGGUCAUAUCCAUAAUCGAUGACCCAUGGGUUAUGUAAGACGUGGCUUGACUAAUAAAAAUACUCCGUCAAUUCAAAUCAACUAAACUGUAAACAGGACCACCGAAGCAGAGCCCAGUUUUUAAUCAUGGAUAUGACUUUUAUCAUCAGCAGAAUUGCAUAAAUAUAUUGAUAUCAUCAUGACUAUCAUAGCCUAGAUCGUGUAAAUAUUGACUCUCAAAAAAAUGAAAGUUAUAAUUAUGAUAGUCAGACAAUGUGAUAAAUUGACACAAAUAGGUUUGUGAUGAUAUUAAAUUUGGGAUAUGUUUGUGUCCGCUGAAGUCAUCUCUUUUCGGAUAUUUCGCAAUUUGUAACCUAAAAUUGUUAAUGUACGUUUUAAUCUCCCUUUGUGAUUUACGAUUUGAAAUCGUUUAAU
This is a messenger RNA of Bolinopsis microptera, 1492 nucleotides long. RefSeq lists its product as uncharacterized. Bases 15 to 869 code for a protein of 284 amino acids. The transcript is spliced from 11 exons. Lineage: Eukaryota; Metazoa; Ctenophora; Tentaculata; Lobata; Bolinopsidae. Gene Ontology annotation, molecular function: nicotinamide-nucleotide adenylyltransferase activity; nicotinate-nucleotide adenylyltransferase activity. The record is from RefSeq and is a predicted model, not a curated record. Gene Ontology annotation, biological process: NAD+ biosynthetic process.